Molecule: messenger RNA, 3933 nt
Organism: Penicillium arizonense
Lineage: Eukaryota; Fungi; Ascomycota; Eurotiomycetes; Eurotiales; Aspergillaceae
Exons: 2
Coding region: 1-3933 (1310 amino acids)
Source: RefSeq, a predicted model, not a curated record
AUGGUCUUCGGCCGACGCAAGAGAAGUGCCUCUGCCCAUCCCCAACCACUCUCUCCGCCCGCGUCGCAAUCCGCCCAGUCCGCCGCCAGCCAUGCCUUCCUAAGAUCACAACCGUCGACGAGCAGUCUGUCCUCUGCGGCAGCUGCCGCUGCGCUACGCAGCUCCACGCCCACCCCGAUGUCCAUCGGAAAUGUCGAGACGAAACGCAUGGUCCAGCGGCGUGCCUCGACCCAGUCGCAGGUUAAUCCUGUUGGCGGUCGUCGCUCGGCAAGCGUGAGUGGGACGCUGCGCCGCUCGAGCAGUAACAGCUCGAUGACGGCACGAACCUUCCGCGAACAAUCACCCCAUCGCCCAGCUACAAGCUCUGGACCAGUCAAUGUGCCCCCGUUGCCUAAUAUUCCGGCACAGUAUGCACCGCGGAAACUCCCCAAUGGGCGAGCAAUGAGCAUGGGGCCAUCGAUGCGGUCACCCCCAGCAUCUCCGCCGCGGUCCGGAAGGCUAAAUCGGGACCAUGGAAGAGGUUCGCCCAUCCACAUUGAUACACACCAACGUGUGACAAGUCUUGGGACGGUGCCAGAGUUGGAACGAUCAACGAGUCGCAUUUCGGCAAAUUUCUCGUAUCCCAAUCUUUCACGGCCGACUUCCCCUACUAAGGAUCCGGAGAAUGAACCGUUGAAUCUCGCCGGUGCGCUCCAAAAGUCUCCCUUCGAAGAGCCGGAGCGGACUCCCAAAAAGGAAUCUAGGACUCGGACCUCCGGCACUGUGGAAGGAAGCCCGGUUGCGAAUAAGGUCCGGGGUCCCUUGGCUGCUUCUGCUGCUGCCCAAGCCCUUAACACGCAAAAGGGUAUUCCCCAGGCAAAGACUCGUGCCGAGCAAUUACACGAUAAACUAGCCGAGGAUGACCUGGACCAAUUUACCGACAAUGCAGGACCUAUUGCGACCACCAUACCAGAGAGUGAGCAUCCGACCUCGCGAAUUCUUCCUGAGCGGUGGGCGUCAACAGUCCCAGAGGAGACAGAGCCCACAGAUGAAGCCGUUGAUACUCAUAUCAGGGAAGGGAGAAAUCGCAUGACGAGUGCAUCACCAACAACCGAUCACUUGGAAGCAGUGCCAGAGCAAACCGGACAACCCCCACACAUACGCCAGUCGAACAGCCCGGGUCGUGCUCGUUUCUCUCAAUUACUGUCCGUGGCUGAUGAGGGGAAUCAAAUCCAUCAACCCCCUCCUCGAUCAGUGUCUCCCUUCAAGUCCGCCUUAAAACACCCACGAGGUAGUUCUCUAUCCCCAGAAAGGAAUCUCUGUACAACGGGUCGAGCUCUCGCAGCUAGCGAGUUGUCAGAUGGCGGUACCUCGGUGGCAUCAGACGAAGGAUCCCGCAUUGGUGCUAAAAAGAAGACUGCCAAGGUUAGCUUCGAUGAUGAAGCUGAAAUUGUAGGCGUGGCAGCUAGCCCUCCUACCUCGCCAGAGGAGUAUGCACCUGAUUCACCACCCGGCGGCAAAGCCAAGACUCGUAUGAGUUUCUUUGGCAAGAAGAAGGCACCGUCUGACUCUGUUACGCAUGACGAUGGCUUCAAUGCGGUUAUCAAACCUCGACAAGCUCUUCCAUCGUUUGGUAGUAUUAGAGGCAACCGGAAGGGUGGUCUCCAGAGAUCGCCUAUUCCAGAUUUCAGCGAUAACGAAUCCAGUUCCUCCUCUGAAAACGAGGUUGCAGCUCAGCCGAGGGUGGCAUUAUCAAACGAUCAUGCAAUCGCGGGCAUGCUCUCCAAAACUCAAGACCAUGGAUACUUUAAGCCCCGCGAUGUCAGUACUCUGGAGCAAAUGUCCGUCAAUGGUGCUACCAGCUUGGGGGCGGACAGGGGGUCGAAAGUCAUUGGUAUCACUGAGCAAAAGCCGUAUACCGAUGUGAACGCUGAUCUUUCUGUGCCUGUGAUUGCUGUUGAACCAGCUACGCCCCCUCUAGAUCAACCAAAGCGAAGUCUUGAACAACAACGAUCCAGCAUGGAUCAGUACAGGAUUCCAGGCGGGUUCCCGCCAUCCAACUCAGACCGCAACCUCAAGUCCACAGCAAAGAAGACCAAUGCUCAGGUUGUUGCAAGCGCCGUUCCAAAUCUGGACGACGCAGAUACUGAAGAGGAGUCUGGCGAUAGUGUUUAUAGCGAUGCAGCUGAAGACAUUGACGGCGAUGGAUUUGGAUCGAUUAAUGCUAUUGUUGACAGCCGCUCAGCCCCCAGGUCGGUGUCAGCUUUGGACACCACGAGCGAGAGUCGUGACGCAACACCGAAGGCUCUAGAUCGAACUGCCAUCGUGGAUACUCAGGCGCGUGAUGUGACUGACCAGGCUGAGGAUGUGCGCUCUGUCACCCCAACCCAGGAAUCGGUCAACCGAGAGGCAGAAGAAUCUCCUUCUUCCCCGAUGAAAGCCCUCAAUCUUGACUCUGCCUACCCAUCACUGGCAACUAACUCGACGUUUCGCGCUCCUCAAAAUGGUAGUACCUGGACACAUCCCAACGGGAAACAACGUCCACUGUCUGUGGCGGUUGGUCCAACAUCUCGUAUGCAAGACCCUCGAUGGUCGAGCAAUGAGAGUUCUCCGCGGGAUGGCAAGAACAGACCACGUCCAGUCUCCCUUGGCCCUGCGUUCCAGAAGUCAAGACACCCUGAGCCUCGCCGAACAAUGUCCAGUGGAAGCGAUUCUUCAAGCAGCUUCAAGCGCUCUUCUCCUCGUGGAGAUGGGAUCCAUGCAAUGCGUCGAACACUGAGAGCCGGUGCUGGCCCAGCCGAGCGAAACGAGUCCCCCAUUGAUCAUCGGCCCAUGUCAGCCGGCUCGUCAAAUGGCACGAUGCGCAAGACGCUUCGAGGAACAGGUGCUGGAGGCGAGCGGUAUUCGUUCUUCUCGACAAACAAGAAAGCACCAAGGGCGAAGGUCUCGAAACAGCCUCCCAAGGCAGCCAGCUCAAGCCGGUUUGCAGAUUCGGAUGGCGAGGAAGACGAAGCCCGGACGCAGACUUUCCGCAGUCGAUUUGAAUCCAGUGACGAGGAUGAGCCUGGCAAUAUAGCCAUGCGGCCGGUGCGCGGUAUCCCCCGUCGUCAAGGUGCCGACGAUGGCGACUCGACAGAACUGGAUGAUAGCUCAGAAGAAGGCACCCGACAACAGACACAACCAACUGUUGCCCCCAAGUCGAUUCUGACUCCUCCCAGAAACCGUGGUAGGAAUGAGCCGCAGAGCAUGUCCGGGAUGGCAGCUGUCGCCAAACAACGCGGUAUGUCGCAAAGAGAUCUGGAAGAAUUCCUCCUGUCGCCUCCGCGUGGACGAAAGCCAGGACUUCUCACGCGACUUGGUUUGAAAAAAGAUAAGAACUUCGAACACAGAAUCCGCAAGGCAGACGUUGAAAGUCCCUCGCGAAGAGAUACACAUCUAGAGCGAUCGCGUCUGGAACGCGAUCAAUUGCGCGAAGACAACAUUGUGAACGGAACCCAUGGAAGCACAAUUACAACCGUGACAGCCGGAAGUCCUGAACCACCCCAUUACCCCAAGCUGGUGAAGAGAAACUCCAAACGAAACACCACAGGCCCGUCUUGGCCUCUCCACCCUAAUACAGCGGACGAAGGAACCCUCCAGCCAGUACCAGAGCAGAAGCCCAGCGCUCCGUCGUCCCCUCAACAGACCGAGAAAUUCGAGCCGCAUGUCAAUGAUGCACCCGCACGCAACGGGAGUGUCCUUGUCAACGGAGACGGUGCACCCGGUGCAUCUCCAAUUGGCAAAGAGCCCAGGCCACUUCGGCGGGAGAGCAGGACAGAUUCAAACAAUGACAGUGCCUCCGAGAUCACGAAUCCGGAUGACCAUAGGCCUUCCGCACGCGAUGUUGUGAUUGCCGGUUCUGGGCGGAAGAAACGGUUCCCUCUUCUCAGGAAGGCGUUCGGUCUGAAGGCUUGA